This is a messenger RNA of Rodentolepis nana, 1566 nucleotides long. The record is from the annotation of a GenBank genome assembly. Lineage: Eukaryota; Metazoa; Platyhelminthes; Cestoda; Cyclophyllidea; Hymenolepididae.
AUGACUUCUCAAAGAGAGUUGGAUAGUCUAGCUGUUGAAAAUUUCAGAACUUAUCUUCGCUUUCAAACCGUCCAUCCAGAUCCUGAUUAUACCGAGGCUGUCAAUUGGCUUCGCAACCAGGGUACUAAAAUAGGAUUAGAGUGUUUUCUUGUCGAAUUAAUUCCGAAAAAUCCCAUUCUCAUUAUGAAAUGGCAAGGAAGUGAUCCUUCUCUCCGUUCCAUUAUGUUAAAUUCUCACAUGGAUGUUGUUGCUGUUGAGCGUGAAAAGUGGACCCACGAUCCAUUUGCUGCUGAAAUGACUCCAGAUGGAAACAUUUACGCUCGCGGGUCACAAGACAUGAAAUCUGUAGGUAUUCAACAUCUUGAAGCCGUUCGUAGACUCAAAUUGGAGGGCUUUGUUCCAAAACGUACAAUCUACCUCACUUAUCUUCCAGAUGAAGAGGUUGGCGGUGGUUGCGGAAUGCAACCUUUUGUGGAAGGAAGAUCACCAUCUAAUCCCAACUCUCCGAAUGACAUUCACUUUGAAGAUAUGAAUGUGGGUCUCUGUUUGGACGAGGGAAUUGCAUCUCCACGACCCAAUGUUUUCUAUGCUUUUUAUGAAGAACGUUCUCCUUGGUGGGUCAAAUUUGUUAUUUCCGGAAACGCUGGUCAUGGCUCAAGAUUCAUCGAGAACACGGCUGUUGAGAAGCUCCACCGUCUUAUAGGCAAGUUGCUAGCUUUUCGAGAUGCAGAAAAGCGCAAGUUGGAAACAAUGGUAGGAAACGAUUUAGCUCUUGGUAGUGUUAUUUCGACAAACAUCACAGUUAUUCAUGGUGGUGUCAAAACAAAUAUUGUUCCUGGCCAGAUUGAGGUUCAAGUCGAUUUUAGACUCCCUCCAACAAUUGAUUUCAACAAAUUUGAGGACCAAUUGAAUACUUGGGCAAAGGAAUCAGGUGAAGGAAUUGAGAUUAUCUACAUUCAGAAAGAUAUGGGUACUACAGGUGAAGGAAAAAUGACAGACAUCGGCAGUCUCAAUGAUCCAAUACUAAGUGCUCUCCACAAAGCGGUUGUUGAACAAAAAGUAGAGUUUGGCAUUUUCUUUGGAUCCACAGACAGUCGUUUCAUUCGUCGAUGGCACAAAUCAACUGGUGGGAAGCCGAUUAAAGCUGUUGGAUUUUCACCAAUGUGUAAUACGCCUGUUCUUCUGCAUGAUCACGAUGAAUUUCUCAAUAAGAAGGACUUAGGCACAACAGGUCAUGGCAAUGUAGAUAUUCCGAUCGAUCGUCAUCCGGGUGAUAUUUGGUGGAACCUUCUAGAGGACGUGAUUUCCCGGCGAUCGGCUGGUCUGCAAACAGGUAUCAGCGGAGGAGCAAAUGACGAUCGUUAUCUGCGCAAAUAUCAUAGAACUUGUGGGCGAAAUGUGAAACCCAUCCAUGCUAUCAGCUUUUCGGCUCUUCGAAAUACUCCAAUUCUUCACCAUAGCAACGACGAAUUUGUUAACAAGGACGUCUUUCUUGAAGGUAUUCAAAUCGAAAUGGAAUUUGUUCGUGAAGCGUCUUCAGUUGGACCUCAGGAAGAUGAUAAUUAA